CAAUCCAAACACGUUGCUUUGUUGUAACACCGAGUAAAUAGCAUGUAUGAGAAUCAAAAACAUUGUCUCAAUCUGAAAACCACAAAAUUAUAUUGCUGAGUACGAAAAAAUUUAAAAAUACACUUCAAGAGUUUAUAAUUUAAAUAGCUUUUUCACUGAAUACCUGAAUGUAACGCUCGUGACUUGAUGUAACUUAAAGGGCAUUUUACACGGAAAAAGGUUUAUUUAAUCAAAAAUAUAUUAUGCUGGGUGAGCUUGCAGGAUGCGCUCGUUACAAAGUAUAUAAACUUAACGUAGUUUUAUACGAUUAACAAACGUAACCGUGCCGUGCUCGUUCCGGGAUUCUACCGUCUAUAAUUUCUGUUCACAAUGGUUAGUGGUUCACCCGUUGUUGAGUAUUGUACAUUAUAUCUGCUAAGAUGACUUUGUUUUCAGACAAUGAUCUUUUGAUGAUUGCUUUGAUUUUGGACAAAGAUGAGGAAGAAGAUGUAGUAAAAAAAAAGCGUUUAUGGGUUCAUCAGGCAUUAAAGAAGAGGUCAACAGAAGGGGAAUUUUAUACUCUAUAUAAGGAUUUGAUGGAUGAUGGAACAAAGUUUUUUGAACACUUUAGAAUGUCGGAAAAUUCAUUCAACAUAAAAAAACAAGACACAUACUGGAGAAAAGCUAUUGCACCAAGAGAACGGCUUGCAGUUUGUUUGAGAUAUUUGGCCACGGGUGAUUCGCUUAAAACAAUUUCGUUUAGCUAUCGCAUGGGGGCAUGGUACAGUUUACAAGAUCGUUCGAGAAACCUGUCAAAUAAUUUCUGAAAAUCUUAUGGAUGAUUUGAUGCCAAACACCGACCGAAUAAAUGUGGAAGAACAUUACUAAUGAUUUUUUUCUUAUGUUGAAUUUUUCGGAAUGUAUAGGUGCUCUGGAUGGAAAACACGUUACUAUUCAAGCCCCUCCAAAUACAGGAACAACAUUUUUUAAUUAUAAAAAGGCAUUCUCUGUAGUUUUGUUGUCUCUUUUGAAUGCUCAUUGUAAUUGUAUUGCUGUUAAUGUAGGGGCAUACGGCAAGAGUAGUGAUGGAGGAGUGUUUGCGAAUUCAAAUUUAGGCAAAGUACUUUAUCGUGGGUCAUUGAAUAUUCCAGGUAAUUCUACCAUACCCAACACGGAUACACAAGUCCCAUAUCUUAUUGUAGGUGAUGAGACAUUUCCUCUAAAACCUUAUUUGAUGCGACCUUAUUCCGGGGACAAAUUUGAUGACCAGAAGUGCAACUUCAAUUACCGUUUGAAUCGUGCCAGGAGGACAUCAGAAAACACAUUCAGUAUACUUACACAAACAUUUAGACUCUACAAUAGACGAAUUCAGGCAUUUCCAAAACAUGUAGAUUACAUAAUUUUGACCACUUGUUUACUCCAUAAUUUCAUUAAAAAAUACGAUUCGUAUACUUACAAUUACGUAGGUAACUCAACAAGACGAUUUUAGAAGUAACGGUAAUACACUACAAAAUUUAAAUUUGCAAGGAGGGAACGCAAUGACAGACGCAUUUCGUGUUAGAGAAAUAUUUACAGAUUACUUUAAUUCGGAGAUUGGGUCUUUACCUUGGAUAUAAAAUACUUAAAUUUAAGAUAAUAUGAGAA
Molecule: messenger RNA, 1623 nt
Organism: Sipha flava (yellow sugarcane aphid)
Lineage: Eukaryota; Metazoa; Arthropoda; Insecta; Hemiptera; Aphididae
Product: protein ALP1-like
Exons: 3
Coding region: 420-806 (128 amino acids)
Source: RefSeq, a predicted model, not a curated record